AUGGCUCCGAGUAGCGAUGACCACGGCUCUGGCGACCACGAUAACGCGACUAGUCACUCAAUCCCCUUACAAGAUCUCUCUGGUCCGCACGAAAACGAAAGACGAGGAGUAGGUAGGGUAGGAAGCAGGCUCUUUUCGGGUCGCUCUCUGACGGACAGAGGGCGCACAUAUGAGAAGUUAUCGGAGGAUUCCCCAGUCGAUCGCUCAGCUGUAGCAGGGAGAUCCCGUUCGCACUCUGAGGCUUCUGGCGCCCCACACCAUGUUGACGACCCAGGAGCAUUCGCUGAAGCGAUCUCCUCUGUUGGUCUGGGGUUCUACAAUUCCCGGAGUACCGCUCGCCUAGUGCGAAACAGCCGGGAUGAAACGGAUUCCGACCUAGAUCUGGUCCGCAUCGACAGCUUCGAACCACAAGAGCAUGAAAAUUAUCUCUCUCCGACCGAAACUUACACCGACCGCAGUCCGUUGACGGAUAGCCGGAAUAUACAGCCUAUCAGUGGUGCGCCUGGCCUUUCUAGGAGUUCGCAAGAUAGUCGAUUCCACCCGCCUUCGGGGCGGUUUGAUGAUACACAGGCGGGGUCGCGUUUGGGGGAUGAGCUUCACAACCUUGAGAGUGGUCGCGGUGGAAGACGGCGUGGGGAGAGUGUAUCAAGGGAAGGUGGUCGAUCAUUGUCUCCCUCGGUGUCGGGUUCAGCAUUGCAGCGCGCAAGUUCGAUGGUGAAAUCCGUCUCCCAGCGUGUUGUCAACCUGAGUAACGAGCCAGAGGUAGUCGAACAAUCGAUCUUGAGAGAUGAAGCCCAGAGAAGUGCACGCAUGGAAGCUCCGCCAACACUUCCUUCUCUUCCAGACUAUGCUCACGAUGCGCCAUCCACCACUUCAUUAGACGGCCCACCUUCGACAGCGCCAAAGAAAGCAUGGCGAGGCUUGAGUAAUCCUCUGAGGGGGAAAUCACUUGGAAUUCUAGGCCCCGAUAAUGUGAUCCGGCUAUGGUUGUGCGAUGUUCUUGUCCACCCUGUCACCGAGCCGUUUAUCUUGGUUAUUAUUGUCAUUCAAACAAUUCUCCUUACAAUUGAAUCAGCGCAGUCCGUGUGGGCUCACCCACGAUCAUCGCAUUGGGGCUCGAAUCGAAUGGACUACCCUUACUUUGCUAUUUUCAUCAUAUACACUCUCGAACUGAUCGCCAAAAUUCUGGUGUCAGGAUUUUUCUUCAAUCCAGCUGAAUAUAGUACAAUAGACCGAUCAGCAGGGUUUAGAAAGGCACUGGCAGAAAAAGGAAGAAACCUCAUCACACCGCAGCGUCAAUUUUCUACCACUAAAAAGCCCUCAGCGCAGCCGACAGAGCAGCAAGCUUCAAUCAUCCGAACCUUUACGGGCGGUUUGAAUCAGCUGGAACAGCAAAUCGCCGACGAUCCCCUGCAAAAACGCCGGGUAAGGCUUGCCAAUCGUGCAUUUCUCCGGCACUCCUUUAAUCGACUUGACUUCGUUGCCGUGGUGUCAUACUGGGUGUCCUUUUUACUUGCGUUAAAUGGCGUUGAAACCCGCCAGCAAAUCUACGCCUUCCGGAUGCUCAGUUGUCUGCGCCUCUUGCGUCUCCUUGCCUUAACUAGCGGUACUUCUGUUAUCCUCCGGAGUUUGAAGAAAGCUGCCCCCUUGUUGGUUCACGUCGCAUUUCUUAUAGGAUUCUUUUGGCUCUUGUUCGCUAUUGUGGGUAUCCAGAGUUUCAAGUCAAGUCUCCGGAGGACCUGUGUCUGGCUUGGAACCGAUGGCCAGAGCAACUUCACUAUGAAUGACCCCUCAGGCACUCUGCAAUUUUGUGGCGGUUAUCUUGAUGAAAACGGGCACGAGCAGACUUGGAUCCGAAGUGACAAUACUAAGAGUACAUCGAGCCCGAAGGGUUUCAUUUGUCCUCAAGGUUCCUUGUGUGUCGAAGGACUCAAUCCCUACAACGGGACAGUUAGCUUCGAUAAUAUUCUCAAUUCUCUUGAGCUUGUGUUUGUGAUCAUGAGCUCCAACACCUUCACCGACCUUCUCUAUUACACCACUGAUACUGAUUAUCUUGUUGCCGCGCUUUUCUUUGCUUGCGGAUUUGUCAUUCUUAGUUUAUGGAUGGUGAACUUGUUGGUUGCUGUUAUCACCCAUUCUUUCCAGGUCAUUCGCGAGGAGAGUAAGCGAAGCGCAUUCGCACCUCAGCUAAUUGAGGACAACGACGAGGAGGUCUUAUCCUCUCGUAAAAUAAGCACGCUGAAGCGUUUUUAUGAUAAAACGCGCUGGCUUUGGAUUGCCAUCAUUAUCUUGGACCUUGUUGUGCAGGGAUUGAGAAGUUCCGAUAUGAGCCCUCGUCGAGAGAAGGGUAUUGAACAAACUGAAACCGUUAUCACCCUCAUUUUCCUCUUUGAAAUAAUAAUACGAUUCGCAUCUGACUGGCGCAAAUUCCACACGAAGCGCGCGAACUGGGCCGAUUUGCUGCUUGCUGUUAUUACCAGCAUUAUCCAGAUACCCCCGAUCAAGAACUCAGGACGUCUAUAUUCUGUUCUUACUCUCUUUCAGAUUCUUCGCGUGUAUCGUGUGGUGUUGGCAUUUGCUGUCACCAGAAACCUCAUCACGGUCGUCUUCCGUAAUGCCGUGGGUUUGCUGAACCUGAUUGUCUUCGUAUUCCUGAUCACGUUUAUUGCAUCCAUCUUCGCAACACAGCUGUUCCGCAGCCAAAUUCCUCCACAAGAUGAAGACGGAAAUUUUAUUGUGAUCACAUUCGCCGAUAUAUACAACUCAUUCCUUGGAAUGUAUCAGAUUUUGUCCAGUGAAAACUGGACGACUAUCCUUUACAAUACAACAUCGUACACAUACUCCUACAAUACUGCAUGGAUUUCAGCGACCUUCACUGUCAUGUGGUUCGUUGUGGCUAAUUUCAUUAUUCUGAAUAUGUUCAUUGCUGUCAUUCAGGAGAGCUUUGAUGUAUCAGAGGAUGAGAAACGACUUCACCAGGUUCGAGCGUUCCUAGAACAGAAGCAAGUGGGUGCCGUUUCGCAAGGAAACCUGGCAUUGUCGAGAAUUUUCAAAUUUGGGCGCGAGUCUGAUCGUUAUAAAGAUACGCUGGAUUAUGGCCCAGCAGCCUUGGAAAUGCUACUGAAAGAUGCUGUUGUACGGGAGUUUUUAGAUGAGGAAUUUCCGGUCGAAAACCGACGUGACGGCAAUGUUACACUAGAGAGAACUACGGCAACCGCCGAAGAAGUUACGGCGCCUGGGGUGUUUUCGCGCGCGUGGACGACUCUAACAGCGUCGGUCAUGCGGAAGGAGCCAAAUCCCUUUUAUUCGAGGCUAAAGAUCUCGCGAGCUUAUGAAGAAUUAGGUCCCAGAGAAAUGGCUAAAGAGGUGGUGUCAGCGGCAGAGCGAAGGAAGCGAGCCCAGCGAGAGUACCUAAUACGCCACCCGAACUAUAACAAGUCUCUAUUCAUAUUCAAACCUGAUAAUCCGAUCCGGAGAUUUUGUCAGCGUAUGGUUGGCCCUGGGCGUGGAAUCCAACGCGUUGAAGGGGUUGAUCCUUAUAAGCCCGUCUGGUAUACCUUCUCCGCAUUCAUUUAUGCAGCUAUUGUUGCAAUGGUUUUACUCGCAUGCAUCACUACACCAAUCUACCAGAACAAGAACUUCCAAACAGACCGAGACUGGUUUACUUAUACGGACUUGGGCUUUGCAGUUUUGUUCAGCAUCGAGGCACUUAUCAAGGUCAUUGCUGAUGGUUUCUUUUGGACGCCAAACGCGUAUUUCCGUGGCUCUUGGGGGUUUAUAGACGGCGUUGUCUUGAUCACUCUCUGGAUUAACGUUUUCAGCUCUCUUCUCAUCAAUCGAGCGGUUUCUAGAGCCAUCGGCGCCUUUAAAGCUCUGAGGGCGCUUAGAUUGCUUAACGUCAGUGAUAGUGCCAAAAAUACAUUCCAUUCUGUGAUCAUUCUUGGAGGAUGGAAGGUUAUUGCUGCUGCUCUCGUUUCGAUGAGUUUCCUAGUUCCAUUUGCUAUAUACGGAGUCACUUUGUUUAGUGGUCAGCUGGUUCAAUGCAAUGACGGUAAUGUGGUGGGGAGCUUGAACGCGUGUGUAGAUGAGUUCAUGAGUUCGCCUUUCAAUUGGAACGUUCUUGCCCCCCGAGUUGCGGACAACCCUUACUAUGACUUUGACAAUUUCAGAGACUCUCUCUUCAUCCUGUUCCAGAUUGUCUCCCAGGAAGGUUGGAUAGAUGUUCAAGAGAGUGUCAUGAGCAUCACAGGGAUUGGCCAGCAACCACAAGACUAUUCAGCUCCAGCCAACGGGCUUUUCUUCAUCGUGUUCAACCUGCUCGGUGCAGUCUUUGUAUUGACCUUGUUUGUGUCUGUGUUUAUGCGAAACUACACAGAACAAACCGGUGUCGCGUUCCUUACUGCCGAGCAACGGUCUUGGCUUGAAUUGAGGAAACUUCUUAGACAGGUAUCACCCUCCAAGCGGAGGUCUAGCGAGGGCAGUUCAGGAUGGAAACAGUGGUGUUAUCGAGUUGGCUAUAAGAAACAUGGCCGCUGGGCUAGGUUUGUCACUGCUAUCCUUGUGCUCCACCUCCUGCUGUUGGUAUUGGAGUUCUACCCCGAGAAUAAUACCUGGGACCUGAUUCGAGAAUCCCUAUUCUUCGUGUUCAACUUUUUCUACCUAGCCAAUGUUAUCUUUCGCUUGGCUGGAUUGGGUUGGCAUCGUUUCCGCAACAGUUCCUGGGAUAUGUACUCAUUGGUUGUUGUUCCUGGCACUUUCAUAACGUCGAUUCUCAAUUUCAUAUCGAGUAGCCAGGUGAUUGUGGAGCUGAGCAAACUGUUCCUGGUCUCUAUCACCUUGCUUCUGAUUCCCCGGAACAAUCAGCUUGACCAACUGUUCAAGACCGCCGCGGCUAGUCUGACGGCCAUUGGGAACCUGCUCGCAACGUGGGUUGUGCUGUUCCUUGUUUAUGCGAUUGCUAUGAAUCAAGCCUUUGGUCUGACCAAAUUUGGGGCCAACGAAAACAACAAUCUCAACUUCAGAGAUAUUCCAAGAUCCCUAAUUUUGCUCUUUCGGAUGAGUUGCGGUGAGGGAUGGAACCAGCUUAUGGAAGAUUUUGCACAGAUGGUGCCACCAUACUGCUCACCAGGCAAGGACGAAGAGUUGUUUACAAAUGACUGCGGAAGUCCUGGAUGGGCUCGAUCGCUCUUUAUCUCCUGGAACAUUAUCAGCAUGUAUAUCUUCGUCUCGCUCUUUGUUUCUCUUAUCUUUGAGAGUUUUUCGUACGUGUACCAGCGGAGUAGUGGUCUGUAUGCGAUCAGUCGUGAAGAACUACGUCGAUUCAAGCAAGCGUGGGCCGAGUACGACGCAGAGGGUACAGGGUAUAUCUCCAAGGAGCAAUUUCCACGUUUACUAAGAGAGCUUACGGGAAAAUUCGAAGUGCGCAUUUACCAGAACGAAUUUAUGAUCCCACGCAUUCUAGAUGAGUGUAGAGUCGACAAACGUGAUUCACUCCUACCACAUCGCAGGAUAGUCGAGGGAGUGGAUCUGGAUAAACUCGCUCAGAUUGUUAGGCGACUCCCUGUGAAGACUGUCCGAGAACGACGGCAAAAACUAAACGCUUUCUACGAGGAAGUUCUGGUAUCCGCAGACCCAGUGCACGGUAUCUCAUUCCACUCUUGUCUCAUGAUUUUAGCACAUUACAACGUUAUCAGCGACAGCAAGAGUUUGAGGCUUGAAGAGUUCUUACGGCGCCGUGCCAAGCUACAACGUGUCGAGGAGGCUGUCCGCCGCAACACAGUGAUUGGGUUCUUCCACACUCUCACUGCCUCUCGUGAAUUCCGAAAGAAGAUCGAGGAUAAGAAGUCGUCUCGAAUGACUUUUGUGCCCCAAUUCAAUGUUCCCGAGAUCUAUGUGGAUGAUGAACCCCAUAUACAACAAGCGUCUGAUGAGCCACCAAGGGGCGGCUUACAAGGUGGCAACAUGAGUGGAGAGCAGACAAUGCUAUCUCCAACCUCCCCCACCCAAUCCGGUUCAUUCCCUCUUCCCCGAAUCAACACCAACCUGACAGGCCAAAGAUCCGAAGCUAGUUCGCCGUCAGAGUGGUCGAACAUUAGUAUAUCCCUGUCACCUCGCCGGGAGCGAGCAAAUACAGCAACAUCUUCCUACGGGGACGGGCCAGAUCUGCAUGAUGAAGCACUGGGAGCUUCUGAUCAUCCCCACCAAAACAGUGCAAUGAGCGUGCAGGGUGUUAUGCAGUCAUUGGGAGAUUCCGCCUGGGGCGAGAGUAUCCGACGUAGCUUUACCCAGCGUCGUCGGUCAAGAGAUGACUGA
Molecule: messenger RNA, 6312 nt
Organism: Aspergillus ochraceoroseus IBT 24754
Lineage: Eukaryota; Fungi; Ascomycota; Eurotiomycetes; Eurotiales; Aspergillaceae
Gene: cch1
Product: calcium channel protein CCH1
Exons: 4
Coding region: 1-6312 (2103 amino acids)
Biological process (GO): calcium ion import across plasma membrane
Cellular component (GO): membrane; voltage-gated calcium channel complex
Molecular function (GO): calcium ion binding; high voltage-gated calcium channel activity
Source: RefSeq, a predicted model, not a curated record